GGGGAGUCUGAGGAACCUGCAGCCCCGGCCUCGCCCCUGAGGUGUGGGAAGCCGAAGGUCCCGUUGAGUGUGGUUGGCCUUGACUCGGGCGUUGCACCGGCAUGAUCGCAUUAGCCUCACUGGUUAUGGGUAGCUGCUGCUGGGAGCGUGGUUACGGGUGAGGAAACUGAGGCCCAGAGAUGGGGAGUCACCUGCCCGAGGUUACGCAGCUCAUAACGGGGACAGCAGGUUCCUGCAUCCCCAGAUUAGCAGGCCCCAGAGACCCUGUGUCCAACCUGGAGCUGCCCAUUUCCACGCUUGAUGCCCCUGAGUCCUUCAGGCUAAAACCAGUAUUUAUUGAGAAUGGAAGAUGUGCCGGGCCCAGCAGCCGGCCGUUUAUCUGUUAUCCUCCCCGCAACUCAGCAAGUGCAAUGGGUUCCUCUCCACUUUGCAGGUAGAGAAACUUAGACACAGAGCAGUUAGAGGCCCUAAAGUGACUCAGCUAGUAAGAAGCAGAGCUGGAGUUCAAACUCAGGCUGCAGAAGAUGUCAAUGUUACUUUCGAAGAUCAACAAAAGAUAAACAAAUUUGCACGGAAUACAAGUAGAAUCACAGAGCUGAAGGAAGAAAUAGAAGUAAAAAAGAAACAACUCCAAAACCUAGAAGAUGCUUGUGAUGACAUCAUGCUUGCAGAUGAUGAUUGCUUAAUGAUACCUUAUCAAAUUGGUGAUGUCUUCAUUAGCCAUUCUCAAGAAGAAACGCAAGAAAUGUUAGAAGAAGCAAAGAAAAAUUUGCAAGAAGAAAUUGACGCCUUAGAAUCCAGAGUGGAAUCAAUUCAGCGAGUGUUAGCAGAUUUGAAAGUUCAGUUGUAUGCAAAAUUCGGGAGCAACAUAAACCUUGAAGCUGAUGAAAGUUAAACAUUUUAUAAUACUUUUUUUAUUUGUUUAAUAAACUUGAAUAUUGUUUAAAAUGAUAAUUUUCCUUCUUCAAAUGACAUGGAAAGCAAAACUUUCUUUUUUAAAAAUUUUCAUUUAUUUAAUGGAAACUUGCCCAUUUUCACAUGUCUGCUUAUUUAUUUUAUAUUUUUAAAAGAAGACAGUAUUCACCUAUGUAUUUUGCAUAACGAUUAUAUCAAGUCUAGGGGCUUCAUGUCAUGUUAUUAAAAUCAGUUAAGCAAUCUUUUAUGUUUCUAUAUUAUUUAGAAUAUUUGUUGUUGCAAUUUUCACAUAAGAAAAUUUAACAGUUGUGUCAUGUUGUUUCUGUCUGAUUUUAAUUGCUGUCUAAUGACGGGGAAAGCACGAUGAAAAGAUGUACAAUCCUGCAUCCUUGCUUAUUUCACAACUAAAGCUUUGUCAUAGACUUCAAAAUAUAUAUGUAUAUAUUUUAUUUAAAUAUAUGUUACAUAUUAUAUUUAAACAUACAUAUUUAACAUUUUUUACAUAUCUAUCAAUAUCAGAGAUUUGGGUAAAAGAAUGGGUAAUGUUUAAACAUGUGGAGGCAUGUGGAGCUUUAUACAAACAGGGCAGAACCACAGAAGAACGUUUUAGAAACCAAGAGAUGUGCAGAAAGAAAUGUUUAGUGUUUUUUCGUUUUAAAUUUUAGAUUUUAUUUUAGUGCUUUGUAAUUAAUUGGGGUUUAUAUUGAUAAAGAUGUGGAAGUUAAACAGCUAUGUAUGUAAAAGUAAGGCUUAUUUCUUAAAUAAAGGAUGCAUUUCUUCCCACUCCCCCA
This is a messenger RNA of Homo sapiens (human), 1706 nucleotides long. It is a transcript of the gene PFDN4, whose product is annotated as prefoldin subunit 4. Gene Ontology annotation, cellular component: nucleus; prefoldin complex; mitochondrion. Gene Ontology annotation, biological process: protein folding. Lineage: Eukaryota; Metazoa; Chordata; Mammalia; Primates; Hominidae. Bases 350 to 895 code for a protein of 181 amino acids. The transcript is spliced from 4 exons. The record is from RefSeq and is a predicted model, not a curated record.